CGUCUACCAGCACACAACCCACUUCUCGCAUUCGCCACCACUCGUCCACCAUGUUCACCACGAAGCUCUCCGCGCUCGUCUUCCUCUCCCUCGCGGCGCUGUCGCAGGCGGCCCCCGCCAACGUCCAAAAGCAGAACGCGCUCGACGCGCAGAAGCAGAACUCCCAGUUCGCUGGCCUUGAUGCCAACUCUUCCUGCAACGACGGCGACCAGGCCUGUAUCCAGGGUGCGUUCGCGCAGUGCGUCAACGGCCAGUUCCAGCUCCAGCAGUGCAGCGCCGGCACCACCUGCGUCUCCCUCCCGCUUGUGAAUAAACCUGGAACGUCUGUCGCCUGCGACAGCACCAAGGACGCCGAGGCGCGCAUGCAAGCCGCUGGCGUCUCCGGCGGCAUCACUGGCCAGGGCAAGAGCUCCGGCAAGAGCGUUGACCUCUCGUCCGUGGCUGCCACGGCCACCGCGGCGGCCAGCAGCUCCAACUCUACGGUCGUCGCUACCGACUCGAGUGCUGCCACCGACACUGCUGCGGAUGCUACCGCGACUGCCACCGACACCGCUGCCGACGCUACUGCGACCGCGACCGACACUAGCGUCGAUGCCACCGCUACCGACGCGUCUACUGCGAUCGCUACCGAUAGCAGCGUCGGCGCGACUGCGACCGCCUCCAACGCGACCGCUGUUGCCACCGACAGCGGCGCCGCUGCGACCGCCAGCGUCGUGACUAUCACCGUUACCGUGACUGCUGGCGGCGCCGACGCGAACUCCACCGCUACGGCCACCGACAGCCUUGCUGCCACUGCCACGGACUCGGCCGCUGCUUCCGUGACCGACACGAGCGUCGCGACCGCUACCGACUCCGCCGCGGCGACUGCCACCGACUCCGCCGCGGCGACUGCCACCGAUUCCGCUGCCGCGACCGCCACCGACUCUGCCGCCGCGACAGCGACCGACUCCAGCGCCGCCGCCGCGACAGACUCCGCAGCGAUCACUUCUGCUGCCGCGAGCUCUGCCGCGGUGACGAGCAGCGCAGCUCUGUCAUCCAUCAGCCUCCUCAUCUGAGGGACUCGCGGACGGAGCAAGCUGGGACGGCGGCGGCUGUGCGCUGAUACGGACUACACAUUGGACGAUGCCGGGGCUGCGCGAAUAUUGCUCGGACAUUAUGUAUCGCUGCGCGCUACGGUACUCGACCCUUACGGUUGCCCGUGGUACUAAUAGGGCUCGCGCGCGGCGAGCUGACUGCGCGGCGCUGGGUAGUUCUCUAGAUAUCCAUCUGCGCACCUGUAGCAAUAGCCUUGAAUGAAAACACGAACACCGC
Trametes versicolor FP-101664 SS1 is the source of this 1311-nucleotide messenger RNA. RefSeq lists its product as uncharacterized. The coding region runs from base 51 to 1055 and encodes 334 amino acids. Lineage: Eukaryota; Fungi; Basidiomycota; Agaricomycetes; Polyporales; Polyporaceae. The record is from RefSeq and is a predicted model, not a curated record. The transcript has 2 exons.